This is a messenger RNA of Pan troglodytes (chimpanzee), 3154 nucleotides long. RefSeq names its product PMS1 homolog 2, mismatch repair system component (gene PMS2). The record is from RefSeq and is a predicted model, not a curated record. Lineage: Eukaryota; Metazoa; Chordata; Mammalia; Primates; Hominidae. Gene Ontology annotation, biological process: mismatch repair; somatic hypermutation of immunoglobulin genes. Gene Ontology annotation, molecular function: ATP hydrolysis activity; ATP binding; mismatched DNA binding. Gene Ontology annotation, cellular component: MutLalpha complex. The transcript has 16 exons. Bases 1281 to 2996 code for a protein of 571 amino acids.
GGAGCGCCUGUGGGAGCCCUGGAGGGAACUUUCCCAGUCCCCGAGGCGGAUCGGGUGUUGCAUCCAUGGAGCGAGCUGAGAGCUCGAGUACAGAACCUGCUAAGGCCAUCAAACCUAUUGAUCGGAAGUCAGUCCAUCAGAUUUGCUCUGGGCAGGUUGUACUGAGUCUAAGCACUGCGGUGAAGGAGUUAGUAGAAAACAGUCUGGAUGCUGGUGCCACUAAUAUUGAUCUAAAGCUUAAGGACUAUGGAGUCGAUCUUAUUGAAGUUUCAGACAAUGGAUGUGGGGUAGAAGAAGAAAACUUUGAAGGCUUAACUCUGAAACAUCACACAUCUAAGAUUCAAGAGUUUGCCGACCUAACUCAGGUUGAAACUUUUGGCUUUCGGGGGGAAGCUCUGAGCUCACUUUGUGCACUGAGCGAUGUCACCAUUUCUACCUGCCACGCAUCGGCGAAGGUUGGAACUCGACUGAUGUUUGAUCACAAUGGGAAAAUUAUCCAGAAAACCCCCUACCCCCGCCCCAGAGGGACCACAGUCAGCGUGCAGCAGUUAUUUUCCACACUACCUGUGCGCCAUAAGGAAUUUCAAAGGAAUAUUAAGAAGGAGUAUGCCAAAAUGGUCCAGGUCUUACAUGCAUACUGUAUCAUUUCAGCAGGCAUCCGUGUAAGUUGCACCAAUCAGCUUGGACAAGGAAAACGACAGCCUGUGGUAUGCACAGGUGGAAGCCCCAGCAUAAAGGAAAAUAUUGGCUCUGUGUUUGGGCAGAAGCAGUUGCAAAGCCUGAUUCCUUUUGUUCAGCUGCCCCCUAGUGACUCCGUGUGUGAAGAGUACGGUUUGAGCUGUUCGGAUGCUCUGCAUAAUCUUUUUUACAUCUCAGGUUUCAUUUCACAAUGCGCACGUGGAGUUGGAAGGAGUUCAACAGACAGACAGUUUUUCUUUGUCAACCGGCGGCCUUGUGACCCAGCAAAGAAGUCUUCCGCAGAUGGCCCCCAGCUUCAGAUGUUUCAACUGAAGACUUUUCUGUCCGGGCGCAGUGGCUCAUGCCUGUAAUCCCAGCACUUUGGGAGGCCGAGGCGGGUGGAUUGCCUGAGGCCAGGAGUUCGAGACCAGCCUGGCCAACAGUUCGAGACCAGCCUGGCCAACAUGACAAAACCCCGUCUCUACUAAAAUACAAAAAAUAACCAGGCAUGGUGGCCCACGCCUGUAAUCCCAGCUACAUGGGAGGCUGAGGCAGGAGGAUCGCUUGAACCUGGGAGACGGAGCUUGCAGUGAGCCGAGAUUAUGCCACUGCACUCCAGCCUGGGUGACAGAGUCUGCAGACUUGUGAAUGAGGUCUACCACAUGUAUAAUCGACACCAGUAUCCAUUUGUUGUUCUUAACAUUUCUGUUGAUUCAGAAUGUGUUGAUAUCAAUGUUACUCCAGAUAAAAGGCAAAUUUUGCUACAAGAGGAAAAGCUUUUGUUGGCAGUUUUAAAGACCUCUUUGAUAGGAAUGUUUGAUAGUGAUGUCAACAAGCUAAAUGUCAGUCAGCAGCCACUGCUGGAUGUUGAAGGUAACUUAAUAAAAAUGCAUGCAGCGGAUUUGGAAAAGCCCAUGGUAGAAAAGCAGGAUCAAUCCCCUUCAUUAAGGACUGGAGAAGAAAAAAAGGACGUGUCCAUUUCCAGACUGCGAGAGGCCUUUUCUCUUCGUCACACAACAGAGAACAAGCCUCACAGCCCAAAGACUCCAGAACCAAGAAGGAGCCCUCUAGGACAGAAAAGGGGUAUGCUGUCUUCUAGCACUUCAGAUGCCAUCUCUGACAGAGGCGUCCUGAGACCUCAGAAAGAGGCAGCGAGUUCCAGUCAGGGACCCAGUGACCCUACGGACAGAGCGGAGGUGGAGAAGGACUCGGGGCACGGCAGCACUUCCGUGGAUUCUGAGGGGUUCAGCAUCCCAGACACGGGCAGUCACUGCAGCAGCGAGUGUGUGGCCAGCACCCCAGGGGACAGGGGCUCGCAGGAACGUGUGGACUCCCAGGAGAAAGCGCCUGAAACUGACGACUGUUUUUCAGAUGUGGACUGCCAUUCAAACCAGGAAGAUACCGGGUGUAAAUUUCGAGUUUUGCCUCAGCCAACUAAUCUCGCAACCCCAAACACAAAGCGUUUUAAAAAAGAAGAAAUUCUUUCCAGUUCUGACAUUUGUCAAAAGUUAGUAAAUACUCAGGACGUGUCAGCCUCUCAGGUUGAUGUAGCUGUGAAAAUUAAUAAGAAAGUUGUGCCCCUGGACUUUUCUAUGAGUUCUUUAGCUAAACGAAUAAAGCAGUUACAUCAUGAAGCACAGCAAAGUGAAGGGGAACAGAAUUACAGGAAGUUUAGGGCAAAGAUUUGUCCUGGAGAAAAUCAAGCAGCCGAAGACGAACUAAGAAAAGAGAUAAGUAAAACGAUGUUUGCAGAAAUGGAAAUCAUUGGUCAGUUUAACCUGGGAUUUAUAAUAACCAAACUGAAUGAGGAUAUCUUCAUAGUGGACCAGCAUGCCACGGACGAGAAGUAUAACUUCGAGAUGCUGCAGCAGCACACCGUGCUCCAGGGGCAGAGGCUCAUAGCACCUCAGACUCUCAACUUAACUGCUGUUAAUGAAGCUGUUCUGAUAGAAAAUCUGGAAAUAUUUAGAAAGAAUGGCUUCGAUUUUGUUAUCGAUGAAAAUGCUCCAGUCACUGAAAGGGCUAAACUGAUUUCCUUGCCAACUAGUAAAAACUGGACCUUCGGACCCCAGGACGUCGAUGAACUGAUCUUCAUGCUGAGCGACAGCCCUGGGGUCAUGUGCCGGCCUUCCCGAGUCAAGCAGAUGUUUGCCUCCAGAGCCUGCCGGAAGUCGGUGAUGAUUGGGACUGCUCUUAACACAAGCGAGAUGAAGAAACUGAUCACCCACAUGGGGGAGAUGGACCACCCCUGGAACUGUCCCCAUGGAAGGCCAACCAUGAGACACAUCGCCAACCUGGGUGUCAUUUCUCAGAACUGACCGUAGUCACUGUAUGGAAUAAUUGGUUUUAUCGCAGAUUUUUAUGUUUUGAAAGACAGAGUCUUCACUAACCUUUUUUGUUUUAAAAUGAACCUGCUACUUAAAAAAAAUACACAUCACACCCAUUUAAAAGUGAUCUUGAGAACCUUUUCAAACCA